CCAAUAAUGUUUUUGCACAGUCGGCGUUAGUCGUAAAAGAAUUUUGAUAAGAGACGUCACAGAAUCGUGCAAUUAGUUAAAAGUUUUUAAAGAUAAAUAAUUUAUUCGUGGCGUUCUUUAAAAAAAGCUUUAUAGCAUUGCGUAUAAUUGGAAUCUGGUAUCGACAGAGUUGUCAUAAUCGUAUAAAUUGUGCUUUUAAUACGGUAUACUAAAUUGAAAAGUAGUUGCCUUAUAUGUGCGCUUUUAAAAGAAUCGAAUAGGAUACCUCGAACUGAGGUUGAGGGUUCGUUCAGGGUCUGACUGAAUGAUAUAACCUGAAGGAACCUGUUUAGCAUCAUUGACCAUAUACUUAAUAGGAUGUGAAAAAUAUGUUUAUACUUUUUUAAAAAUGUCACAAGGAUGUAUAUGAAAUCAAGGAUGCCAUAUUUAUGGAAUACAAGAAAUUUUACCUAUGACCUUUUUUAACUCAGAAUUUGGAGCAGUGAUAGACUAAAUCACGACUUGUGCAGUAAACAAUAAUCAAUUAUUAUCAUAUAACAAAAAUUUAAUUUUGUCCAAUGCAAUUUGUACAUAAAAUAUAUUCAAUUAAGGCAUCUAACAUAUUCUUUGUUAUGUCCACAUGCUCCACAAGGUCUGUACAUUGUGAAAAACAUGCCUCUGUUCGGAAAGUCUCAAAAGAGUCCGGCGGAGGUUGUGAAAGCUCUAAAAGAGGCAGUAAAUGCAUUGGAGCGUGGUGAUAAGAAGGUAGAAAAGGCUCAAGAGGAUGUCAGUAAAAAUUUGGUACAUAUAAAAAAUAUGCUGUAUGGAACAGCUGAAACAGAGCCUCAAGCAGAUAUUGUCGUUGCCCAAUUGGCACACGAAUUAUAUAAUAGUAAUUUGUUGCUUCUACUUGUGCAGAAUCUUAGUCGUAUAGAUUUUGAGGGAAAGAAAGAUGUUGCACAAGUGUUUAACAAUAUAUUACGAAGACAAAUUGGAACAAGAUCUCCAACUGUGGAAUAUAUAUGCACUAAACCAGAAAUAUUAUUUACUCUUAUGUCUGGAUAUGAACACCAAGAUAUCGCCUUAAAUUGUGGCACUAUGUUGAGAGAAUGUGCGAGAUAUGAAGCUUUGGCUAAAAUAAUGAUCUAUUCGGACGACUUUUACAAUUUUUUCAGAUAUGUUGAAGUGUCAACUUUCGACAUAGCUUCCGACGCAUUUUCUACAUUCAAAGAAUUACUUACCAGGCAUAAAAUACUGAGCGCUGAAUUUUUAGAAAUAAAUUACGAUAAAGUUUUCUCUCAUUAUCAAAGGUUAUUGAAUUCGGAAAACUAUGUAACGCGACGACAGAGUUUGAAACUGCUAGGGGAACUCUUACUUGAUAGACAUAAUUUUACCGUAAUGACACGAUAUAUUUCGAAUCCUGAUAAUCUGAAGUUAAUGAUGAAUAUGCUCAAAGAGAAAUCACGUAAUAUACAGUUUGAAGCGUUUCAUGUUUUUAAGGUGUUCGUGGCGAAUCCAAACAAGCCAAAACCGAUUCUAGACAUUUUACUGCGCAACCAGGAGAAGCUAAUCGAAUUCCUAACGCGCUUCCAUACUGAUCGUUCCGAAGACGAGCAAUUUAACGACGAGAAGGCGUACCUAAUUAAACAAAUUCAAGAACUUCAGUCUGUACAUGAGAAUUAAGUCGAAAAUACAAGUUAUUGCUACAGCUA
Nomia melanderi (Alkali bee) is the source of this 1691-nucleotide messenger RNA. It is a transcript of the gene Mo25, whose product is annotated as calcium binding protein Mo25. Gene Ontology annotation, biological process: intracellular signal transduction. Gene Ontology annotation, molecular function: protein serine/threonine kinase activator activity. Lineage: Eukaryota; Metazoa; Arthropoda; Insecta; Hymenoptera; Halictidae. The record is from RefSeq and is a predicted model, not a curated record.